GUUCAGCGUCAGUAGCCCUAAGUCGUCCAACGAGAUUUGAUGCGUGUUACGUAGCGAGAUCCCCCCGUUCAAUUAACAUUCAUUCAGUUUGUCUUGAAGUGUACGCGGAGUUCGGCGAACUAUCCCGUUAGAGCCUGCGUAUUGGAAACCCCUUCUCGUAAAAACUCACGAAGUUCCGACGGUUUCGAUUUAAAAAAAAAUCAAUAUGCUCGCCAGGAAGGUGCAGCUCAUUUCUGGAAUUUGGCGGCGAAAUCGACUAUUUAUCAAUGGUAUGGAACAGGGAUGUAGUGUAACAUGGCAGAGAUCUCUCUCUGGGCCCCUACUUGGAGAACCGAAGAGGCCAGUACUGACUACGGAGUUACCUGGUCCUGAAUCAAAGCGUUUGUUGCAAGAAUUAAAUUCUAUGCAGCAAGCAGGGUCUGUAGAAUUGAUUGCCGACUACGAGCGAUCAAUAGGUAAUUACAUCGCUGACGUUGACGGGAACGUACUACUCGAUCUCUAUAUGCAGAUUUCUUCUGUACCCUUGGGAUACAAUCAUUCUGCUGUUCUCGACGCUCUCAAUAAUUCAACUAAUCAGAAAAUAAUAGCAAAUAGACCAGCGUUGGGUGUAUACCCAGGACGUGAGUGGCCUGGUAAACUAAAGAAUGUUCUUCUUAAAAAGGGGGUCGCUCCACCAGGACUAACUCAAAUUACCACGAUGAUGUGCGGCUCGUGCUCUAAUGAGAAUGCUUUCAAGAAUAUCUUCAUUUGGUUCGCUGAGAAAAAAAGACAAGGCGCUUCAUUUUCUAAAGAAGAAGUAGAGACUUGUGUCAUGAAUCAGCCUCCUGGAUCGCCACGAUUCUCCAUUUUGUCCUUCAAAGGUUCUUUCCAUGGCAGAACGCUGGGGUCGCUGUCGGCAACGCAUAGCAAGUAUAUUCACAAGAUAGAUAUACCGUCGUUUGAUUGGCCAAUCGCAUCAUUCCCGACUUACAAGUAUCCAUUGGAAGAGCACGUUCGGGAAAAUCACGAAGAGGACGAACGUUGUUUGGCUGAGGUUGAAGAUCUGAUUGCAAUGUCUGAAUCCAAAAACAAGAUACCAGUGGCUGGAGUCAUAAUAGAGCCCAUUCAAGCUGAAGGAGGCGAUAAUCAUGCGUCCCCAGAAUUUUUCCAAAAGUUGCGACAUAUAACAAAAAAGUACGGCGUAGCGCUACUGAUUGACGAAGUACAAACUGGUGGAGGUCCAACUGGGAAAAUGUGGUGCCAUGAACACUUCAAUUUAGACUCACCGCCAGAUCUCGUGUCCUUUAGUAAAAAGAUGCAAAUUGGAGGAUAUUAUCACAUAGAGGAGUUCAGGCCUAAACAACCCUACAGAGUGUUCAACACUUGGAUGGGAGAUCCAAGCAAAUUGAUUCUGUUAGAGUCAAUUCUUGACGUAAUAUUCAAGGAAGACUUACUGACAAGGGUGUCACGCGUGGGCAAUUAUACAUUGAAACAACUGAUUGAAUUUCAAAACGAAAUGCCACAUCUGCUAGAUUCAGCCAGGGGUCGGGGAACGUUCAUCGCCUUUAAUUGUGCAACAUCUGAUCUCCGCGAUAAGCUUAAAAACAAAUUAUGGGCUAAAGGUAUCCAAACAGGUGGAUGUGGCCCAAGAGCACUGCGACUACGACCAGCUUUUACAUUCACGGAAUAUCAUGCAGACAUUUUCUUAAGCGAACUACGGUCUGCCUUAAAAGCCUAAUUUACUGGAUUCAGUUCCGCAAUAAUUCCAAGUCUUCCAUAAAAAUAAGAUAAUUUUUACAAAACGAAAUGUAGUUCUUUAUAGGAUACAAUAAGUUAUAUGAAUAUUGUCUUCCAUGAAACAUCGAUUUAAACGAUGACCGUUCAAUUAUUAUUGUACAAUAAUGCCAAUUAACUUUUCUAUAGGAUUUACUAUGAGAGAUCUACGUUUCAUACGUGGACACUUUUAGUUUGGUGCCAUUAAAUAAUUGUGUAACGUG
Messenger RNA from Orussus abietinus, 1976 nucleotides. Its product is annotated as 4-aminobutyrate aminotransferase, mitochondrial. NCBI's taxonomy places the organism in Eukaryota, Metazoa, Arthropoda, Insecta, Hymenoptera, Orussidae. The transcript is spliced from 10 exons. Gene Ontology annotation, biological process: GABA catabolic process. Gene Ontology annotation, cellular component: mitochondrion. The record is from RefSeq and is a predicted model, not a curated record. Gene Ontology annotation, molecular function: pyridoxal phosphate binding. Bases 206 to 1717 code for a protein of 503 amino acids.